AUGACAGACGCACACGACGGCCAAAGUACCCUGGACAUGAAUGAAAUUCGUCAGCGAAUGCUCGCUCUCCAGAAAUCGGCUUCGAACUUGGCUCAACUGGACCUGGGUGACCUGGCAUCUCUCCUGCCGCCCGGCACCUCUAGAGAACGCCUGAUCGAGAUCAAAACGAAACUCGUCCAAUUGCACAAUCUUCAGAACAGACGCAACAACAUGUCCGACAAUGCUGACGACAAUCUGAAUACUACGGCCGACGGCGUUAGCAAUCGAAGUUCUCGCUACAAAACCGAGCUGUGCCGACCUUUCGAAGAGAACGGAAUGUGCAAGUACGGAGCUCGAUGUCAGUUUGCGCACGGAGCCGCCGAACUGAGAACCUUGGCCCGCCAUCCGAAGUACAAGAGCCAACUCUGUCGAACUUUCCACUCGAACGGACUCUGUCCGUACGGCCACCGAUGCCAUUUUAUCCACAACCAGGAUGAGAUCCGCCCUGUUGUUCCGCUGUCUCCGACGAUGCAUACGAACCAGAGUUUCAAUGAUGCCAGCAACAUCCGUGGAAACGAGUCUCAUUACCCCGAAUACCCUUACAACGACUGGGGACGUCAGGCAACGUUCCCUCAUCUUUCCAACGAAACCUUCCAAAAAGCUUUCUCGAACCCCUCGAUAAAGUCUUCGAUGCCCAGAUUCGGACCUGUUAACGCGAAUGACCUCUCGAUGAUCCCGAACGCGAAUUCUUCACUGAGAAAUUUAAAUACGCUGUCGACAGGAUUGAGCCUCGGAUCGGCCGGGGAACUGUCGCCGCCGGUCAGUCCGAUAGUUUUCGGGGCUGAUGACCCGUUCACUUCUCAGACAUCAUUUCGCCCCGGAUAUGUCAACGCGAAUCUCCUGAGCGAAAUACCGGAGUUGAAUUUCAACCAAAUGAUGGCUCUCUCGAAACUAAGUGCUCCAGCGACUGCGUUCGCAAGCCCGACUCCGGCUCAUUCCAACUCCUUCUCAAGCUUGACGCCCUCUCCCGAACACUCUAAAACGAGCUCCUCGCAAAAUCUCCUCUCCCCCUUCUGGUGGAAGACAGAUUAGACGGGCUUCCUUUCAAUUUCAACGUACAAUUGUGAGAGAAAUAGUAUUGCUAGAGUCAAUAGGACGUAGAAUAGUCAGAAUAGUGCACGAGAUCCAACGAUGCUCGGAGCUGUGUGAAAACGUAGCGCGAGCAUCCCUGGUAUUGUCGGCAAGUUCCUGAAAUGAUCUCUUUUGGUGUCUCUAUGUAGUAUUUUCGUAAGUGAUGACAAUGUUGGUAAUAUUGAUAUGUCGGUUAUAUCUCAUAUCCCUGGUAUGGAUAUGUUGUGAGUAGGUUGUUGAUAUUCGAUGGUCAUGACCGCGAUAGCGAUUGACAGACACCGACGUUUUAAUCCACUAGUUGACAGGACACCGUGGAGAAAGCGGAUCCAUUGUUAUAAUAUUUGCCAUCGCCCGCCAUCCGGGGUCGUUGACUCAUAAUAUAUUCCGCUAAGGGGUACUUUGCUCUCGUCAUGCCGCCCUCUAAGCUAUCGCCUCCAUCUACUCGCCCGAUCGUUUCCGCUCAGAGCAGAACUCACUCCAGAAUCUCAUGCAACAAUGCGGAAAGGGUCGCAGUGUGGCACUCGCUCGAAACGCAAUAACUUCCGUAAAUUAUUAAUUUAUUCAAGACUAUAAUUAUCGGAAUCGAAAGCUCUCGCGGGAUUGCUGUCGGAAAUUCUCGUUUGAGUGUCAUGUCAUGAGAGCGAGGUGUAGUG
This is a messenger RNA of Galendromus occidentalis (western predatory mite), 1763 nucleotides long. RefSeq names its product protein TIS11. Gene Ontology annotation, molecular function: metal ion binding; mRNA binding. The coding region runs from base 1 to 1071 and encodes 356 amino acids. The transcript has 2 exons. Lineage: Eukaryota; Metazoa; Arthropoda; Arachnida; Mesostigmata; Phytoseiidae. The record is from RefSeq and is a predicted model, not a curated record.